This is a messenger RNA of Drosophila miranda, 1289 nucleotides long. Its product is annotated as serine/threonine-protein kinase polo-like. Gene Ontology annotation, biological process: mitotic cell cycle; protein phosphorylation; regulation of cytokinesis. Lineage: Eukaryota; Metazoa; Arthropoda; Insecta; Diptera; Drosophilidae. Gene Ontology annotation, molecular function: protein serine/threonine kinase activity; ATP binding. Gene Ontology annotation, cellular component: nucleus; centrosome; cytoplasm. The coding region runs from base 198 to 1289 and encodes 363 amino acids. The transcript is spliced from 4 exons. The record is from RefSeq and is a predicted model, not a curated record.
AAAUUUAUUAUAGCUCGAUUUAUGUACAGCGCACAUCACUAAUUUUCAUUGGCAUUUAAAUCGAACGGUUUCGGCGCGUUCUCCGCUUUGUGGCUAUUUUUCGUGAACUGUGAAUUAGCGGAUUUUGCAUCAACGCGAAGGCGAGGAAGUUUUUUGUGUUUCGAGUGAACGCCAAGGCAAAGGGACAUCAGAGCAAAAUGGCCGCAAAACCGGAGGAUAAAAGCACAGAUAUACCGGAUCGUCUCUUCGACUCCAAUCAACGCAGGACGUAUAAGCGUAUGCGCUUCUUUGGAAAGGGCGGCUUUGCCAAGUGCUACGAAAUCAUCGAUGUGAAGACCGACGAUGUUUUUGCCGGCAAAAUCGUAUCAAAGAAGCUGAUGAUCAAGCACAACCAGAAGGAGAAGACCGCUCAGGAGAUUACCAUUCAUCGUAGUCUCAAUCAUCCCAACAUAGUGAAGUUCCAUAGCUAUUUCGAGGAUGUCCAGAACAUUUACAUUGUCCUGGAGCUUUGCAAGAAGCGGUCGAUGAUGGAGCUGCACAAGCGCCGGAAAAGCAUCACGGAGUUCGAGUGCCGCUACUACAUUUACCAGAUCAUCCAAGGCGUCAAGUAUCUGCACGACAACCGCAUUAUCCAUCGCGACUUGAAGCUAGGAAACCUGUUCUUGAACGAUAUGCUGCACGUGAAGAUUGGCGACUUUGGCCUAGCCACUCGCAUCGAAUAUGAGGGCGAACGCAAGAAGACUCUGUGCGGCACCCCAAACUACAUUGCCCCGGAAAUUCUCACCAAAAAGGGGCAUUCGUUCGAAGUGGACAUAUGGUCCAUUGGCUGCGUCAUGUACACUCUGUUGGUAGGCCAACACCCGUUUGAGACCAAAACGCUGAAGGACACUUAUUCAAAGAUCAAGAAGUGCGAGUACAGAGUGCCAAGCUACUUGAGAAAACCUGCUGCUGAUAUGGUGAUCUCCAUGCUCCAGCCGAACCCUGAGAGCCGCCCAGCAAUUGGCCAGUUGCUGAACUACGACUUCCUGAAGGGCUCGAAGGUGCCAACGUUCUUGCCAAGCUCUUGCCUAACUAUGGCUCCGCGAAUUGGCAUCAACGACACCAUUGAAGACUCCAUUCAUCGCAAGCCGCUGAUGGAGAUGAACGGCAUUAGGGAUGAUACUCGUCUGGAGUCAACAUUCCUCAAUACCAACUUGCACGACGCCAUCACUGCCUCGGCCCAGGUGUGCCGCACAACGAAAGAUACGCAGCGACACAUUGAGAGCUUGCACCAGCAGCUCACAAUCUGA